This is a messenger RNA of Ornithorhynchus anatinus (platypus), 943 nucleotides long. It is a transcript of the gene PDCL2, whose product is annotated as phosducin like 2. NCBI's taxonomy places the organism in Eukaryota, Metazoa, Chordata, Mammalia, Monotremata, Ornithorhynchidae. Gene Ontology annotation, biological process: protein folding. The transcript is spliced from 6 exons. Bases 196 to 870 code for a protein of 224 amino acids. Gene Ontology annotation, cellular component: cytoplasm. The record is from RefSeq and is a predicted model, not a curated record.
UUCUAAACGGUUCCAACCUCGCCAUUUCCCCACCCUGAGAGACAGAUCCAGCGGGGAAGGGGCGGCUGGAGACCCUUCUUGUCAGGGACCGGGACGAUGCAGUAGGAUCCCAAUGAAGACACAGAGUGGAACGAUGUAUUAAGAAACUUUGGAAUCCUUCCCCCUAAAGAAGAACCAAAGGAUGAAAUUGAAGAAAUGGUUUUACGUUUACAGAAGGAAGCAAUGGUUAAACCCUACGAAAGAAUGUCCUUAACGCAGUUAGAAGAAGCGGAAGAUGAAUUUGAUGAGGAAGAUAUGAAAGCACUUGAAGUGUAUAGACAAAGAAGGAUGCAAGAGUGGAAAGCUCUUCAGAAAAGGCAAAAAUUUGGGGAACUGAGAGAGAUUUCAGGCAAUCAGUACGUCAGAGAAGUCACAAAUGCCGAAAGUGAUCUGUGGGUUGUGAUUCAUCUGUAUCGGACAAGCAUCCCCAUGUGUUUGCUGCUUAAUCAGCAUCUCAGUCUCCUAGCGAGGAAGUUUCCAGAAACCAAAUUUCUCAAAGCCAUCGUGGAUAGCUGUAUUGAACACUACCAUGACACCUGCUUACCCACAAUUUUUGUAUAUAAAAAUGGUCAGAUCAAAGGCAAGUUCAUUGGCAUAAGUGAAUGUGGAGGAAUAAAUCUCAAACUAGAAGAACUUGAGUGGAAACUAGCAGAAGUUGAAGCGAUCCGAACUGAUUCGAAAGAAAACCCCAAAAGGGAUCUGAAAGAAAACUUUCAACAGGAUAUUGCAGAGGUGUCAUCUUCAAUUAGAAACACUUCUAUUUACGAUGACAGCAACAGCUCAAGCAGUGAAGAUGAGACCAAGUGUUACUCUGGCAGAAAUAUUCAAUAAAUGCUUUGUGGUUUUAUUAUGCUAAAUUAAAAGUGCACCUGGAUACAGCAAGCUCCAGGUUUUAUCAGUGCAA